AUGGCUGCGACAAGGCCUGUUCGGCCGAAACCCCUGGACUGGCCAGGUCCCUCGCAUUUGGAUGUGUUUAUUCGCAAUCUGAAGCUAUUGCGUUUGGAUAAACGCGAGGAUUGGCCCGGCAUAUCUCUACGCACCUUAACCCCGACAUCACAGAACCAGCGACAAAGAACCCGUUUGAUAGAAUGGGCCCUUUACUACCUCUAUACCAUCUGGGAACCGGAGGGUGCCCAAAAUAAACUCCGACCCUUCUUCCCCCCGUUAGAGCCUCUACAGUCUGUCAACCUCCGCGCGGCCUUGUUUCGGUGCCUGGGCGAAUUAAAGAAAAAUGGCGAUCUGGGAAGGGAGAUUAUCCUUCGCAAAACUAUGCUGGAUGAUUGCAAGGGCGAUAAAUUCGAGGAGCUGCUCGCGGGCUUCUCCACGGCCGUUCUCCGUAAAGUUAUGGCGGUGUCCACGGAUGAAAUGCUUUGGAAUCCUGCCAUGAAGCUUUCGACCGCCACGGCCAUGACCCCAACCGACUAUCAGAAUCUUCUGCCGCUCAUUCUUGCCCACCAAAUAUCUCUCGGUUCUGCGGGAGAACGCAAUGCCCGAGUUCGAGAUGCGUAUCAUCGGUUCUCACAGCUGCUAGACGAUAAGAAGGUCGAGCUUACCGAACGUGCAAAUCAAGGAUCAGGUGGUUGCAUGGAUGAUAUUCAGGGCGACCCUGAGAGCUUGGUGCGUGAAUUACAAACAAAUUGGCUGGGCGGCGAGAAAUGGGCCACUGCACUGCUCGAAGGCGGAUCACAAAGCAGCACGGACGCUUUUCUGGAACUUCCUUUCUCGACGGCAUGGAUGCGGGCAACGGACUCGAAUGUGGCCAGUUUCAGCAGUGGGUUGAAGCAGGACCUGGUCCUUGAUUUGGAGGCUCGUAUUCUACUCCAACGAAGUCGACUACGCAAGUGGCAUGAAUAUAAUAAGUCUCUCUCAAACGAAAGAGGCACCGACGAAAUUCGCACAGCCUCACCUAAAGAACCACGUGUGCUAUUCCGGGAUCACCAGUCUCUCACAGUUGCUAGUAUCUCCAAAGCUGUCCGUCAGCCCGGGGAUCGCCAGCGGACAUUGAAAGGGCCAGAGAAAUAUCUCCUAUCAUCUGUAAAUGAGGCCAUAUCCCGUAUCAACGGCAAAUCCCGCGUCAAGCCUGCGGUUUACACCCCGGAGGUGAAAUUGAGCAGCAAAUUACAAUUCAGAAACUCAUCUGAGAUCGUCAGCUCCCCAUCAAGAGUGGCAGAAGAACACCACACCCCAAAUCACGCAUCAGACCUGGAGACCCCAGAGCCCCACCCAGAGCCCGAGCCAUAUCCAGAAUCAGAGCAUAUUCAACCCUCUCCCCAAAUCGUCCGGCUCUCCCCAGAUCUCCCCUCGUCAGACGAGGCACCAGCCCCAGAACCCAUCAAGCGCACCCACACUUUAGCUGAGCGCACGCGCAGAUCAAUGUCUCUCCUCCCACCUGUGGCACAUGAAGCGCCUCGGCCACGCCGCAGACCCCGCCCGUCCUUCCCGGUCAACCAGUUCAUAACGCCGCGGAAGACUUCUGCGCACUCAGCUCAUUCGAGGGAUGAAAUCUCACGUGCUUCAACGCCGCAAGAUCAGCUCUUUGAGGAAGACGCCGAGUACGCGAGUGUCUUUAAGUCGCGGCCGCGCGUGGCGCUUAGUCCUAUCUCGUCGCCAGCUGUGCAUGUCAGUCCCUCUUUUGAGGAGGAGAGCUUUGAAUUGGAUUAUGAGGACGGGGAUGAGAGCGAGGGUUAUGAGUGGGGGGAUGUGGAUUCGCCUUUGGCUGCUCCGCGGUUGAGGGGCUAG
Molecule: messenger RNA, 1833 nt
Organism: Penicillium concentricum
Lineage: Eukaryota; Fungi; Ascomycota; Eurotiomycetes; Eurotiales; Aspergillaceae
Exons: 2
Coding region: 1-1833 (610 amino acids)
Biological process (GO): spindle assembly
Cellular component (GO): HAUS complex; mitotic spindle microtubule
Molecular function (GO): microtubule binding
Source: RefSeq, a predicted model, not a curated record